AUGUGUAAAAAUUUAAUGAUCACUAUAUUUAGUGGUAGCAGCGAUUCGAAUACAGUCGUUUAUAACAAACUAGAGCACCCAAUAAAAGCCAAAUCAAUUAGAAUAUUCGUUAUGGAGUAUCAUUCGAAGCCUUGUUUACGAUUUGAAGUUUACGGAUGCGACACGUGCAUAACUAAGCCUAACCAAGAUUGUUGUUGCUGUUGCAACAAUUGUGAGCCCUGUACUUGCGUUCCCACGUGUUGCGAAAAGCCGUGUGACGUAUCGUGUUGCGAUAAACAACGUCACUGUUCUUGCUGUGAAAAUAAAUGUUUAUCACCUGACCCAUGUGACAUACCGUGUGAGAUUAAAAAACCAUGUUUGAAUCAUUGUACAUGCUGCAACGGACAAGAUCUGAUGCCACAUCAAGAUAUAUCCCCAGUAUCUUGUUGCAAGGAUCCAUGCCCAACAACUUGCUAUCCAUGCCCCGGAACAUGUUGUAAAAAACCUGACCAAGCAAUUUGUUGUAAAAACUCGGCAACUUGUAAAGAACCAUGUCCGACGACAUGUUGUAAAGAGCAAUGUCCAAAUAACUGCUGUGAGAAGCCUUGUCCACAAAAUUGUGACGAGAACUUACAUAAAACAACAUGCUGUGAGAAACCAAACUUACCACAGGAAUGCAAAAAUCUAUGUAAGAAGUCAAAUUUCGAAAAAUGCAACAAUGAUAUGUCUCCUAAAGGACCCUGCCGAAAUCAGUGUUGUUGUGAAUCGUGUCCUACAACCUGUUGUACAACCUGUUGUACAAGGCCUUGUCCGGAAUUUCCAUGCACUCCAUGUCCAACUGUCCCACAAACAACUCCGACAACAACGACUAUGCAUCCUCCAAUUCACAUAACCACACCACCUCCCACAUUACCGUACUGUCUACCGUCUUAUUGCACAAAAUAUUUUAAACGACGUACAUACACAAUAAUUAAUCAUAAUCAUUCAUUGUGUUUUGUCGUGCAAAGAACGGUUAAAAAGGAAGAUAAACUCUUUUAA
Molecule: messenger RNA, 1017 nt
Organism: Hydractinia symbiolongicarpus
Lineage: Eukaryota; Metazoa; Cnidaria; Hydrozoa; Anthoathecata; Hydractiniidae
Product: keratin-associated protein 9-1-like
Exons: 3
Coding region: 1-1017 (338 amino acids)
Source: RefSeq, a predicted model, not a curated record